AUGACGGGCUGGAAAGAAAGCGGUGACCUCACGCCGCGGGAUGGCGGCUGUGAACGCGGCACUGGCAGCCGCCCCGCUUGGCCGCCCGCCUGGGCUCCGCUCCCGCACACGCCCGGCUGGUGGGCGGUCCUGGCGGCCCGCGUGUGCCUCGUCUUGGGUCCCUCUGAACGGGCCGUGUGGGCCCCCGGGCAGCAGGGAUGGAAGAGACUUCCAGCUGAGAGGGUGCAGGAGGUCAAGAGAAGCCGAUGGCGGGUGAAUUCCCCAAACAAAAAAGUGAGAGAACCUCUUAACACCAAACAUGCCAAAGAAUCUGUUGCUAAUGACCGUGCCAACAAGACUAGGCGGGGGAAACCCGUGCCGGUGUCACCAGAAAGGUCUCUGAGGCUUCUCACGGUUUCCGCGUGGGGUUUGCAGCCAGGGCGAUGCCGAAAGUGGGGGGAGCGGUGGCUGCGCGAUGCCGGUGCCAGCAGGUGCCGCUGCGCUCUCGGUGCCGCUGCGGGCGGCGAGCGGGGCGGGGAGCGGGGCGGGCGAUGCCUCCCCCCGCCUCCUCCCUCCAUCUCUGCCUCCCUCCCUCCGCCCUCGGCCGCUCGCGCCGCCGGGACCAUGGGCUGCUGCUGCCGCCUUCUCCUCGCCCUCCUCCUCCUCCUUCCCGCAGGACUCGGUGAUGACCCCAUAGCAUCCCUCACCCCCUUUCCAGUGGUGGGGACAUCAGCAGGGCCAGGCUCAGGGGGCACAUCUGUCCCCACAGCAGCUCCCCACCAGUCUACACCUCUGACAGCUGCGGGACCCACCAGUAACGGAGUGUCCCCCGAGGCGGGUGGCCGCAAUGGGAGCACCACGGCCAUGCUGUCCCCUGCCUCCACCCCCACAAACACUGUCACUGCAGCAGACAGCCCAUCAGUGGCCCCCAGUUCAGUGCCACCAACCUUGGAGACAGUCCUGAGUCCUUGGACAGCACAUUCCAGCAUGGCGAGAGGCACGACAGAUUCGGGGACAAAUCCAAGCCCUGUGGGCACGCCCGCAUCCUUCUCUUCUUCCUCCCCUCACAGCAGCACCCUGCACUCAUCCCCUGGGACAGCACUGCUCUCACCACCCAUCCCCACCCAGCCACCGGCACUGAUGAAGGACGUCCCUUCCCCAGGGAUGCUGGCUAUGGCAUCAAGCCUGGCCAUGGAGCCAACAUCCCCCUCAGUGACUGUGGCCAGCCCCACCAAGGGCAUGGCUGAAGAAGGCAAAAGUACUCCCUCCACUGGUGUCACCAUAGAAGAGGUUCCACAUGCCUUGAGUGCAGGCAGCAUCGUGGCCAUAACUGUGACGGUCAUCGUGGUGGUCGUGCUGGUCUUUGGGGCGGCGGCGUACCUCAAGAUCAGGCACUCCUCCUAUGGAAGGCUGCUGGACGACCACGACUAUGGCUCCUGGGGGAACUACAACAACCCCCUCUACGACGACUCCUAGCAGGAGAAGAUCCUUAUUUAUCAGCGCUUCCCCAGCACGCACCUGCUGCUUGUCCUCGCCACGCAUGCUGGGCCGCAGCCUGGAGGCCAAGCUGCCGCCAUGAGCAGCACACCGCAGCAGGCCCAGCAGGAGGCGGCUGGCCGCAGGGCAGGUGCACAGCGCCCACAAUAAACCUGAGUGUUGGC
Molecule: messenger RNA, 1640 nt
Organism: Lagopus muta (rock ptarmigan)
Lineage: Eukaryota; Metazoa; Chordata; Aves; Galliformes; Phasianidae
Gene: PARM1
Product: prostate androgen-regulated mucin-like protein 1
Exons: 6
Coding region: 1-1455 (484 amino acids)
Cellular component (GO): Golgi apparatus; late endosome; plasma membrane
Source: RefSeq, a predicted model, not a curated record